This is a messenger RNA of Bemisia tabaci, 3589 nucleotides long. Its product is annotated as macoilin. Gene Ontology annotation, biological process: neuronal signal transduction. The record is from RefSeq and is a predicted model, not a curated record. NCBI's taxonomy places the organism in Eukaryota, Metazoa, Arthropoda, Insecta, Hemiptera, Aleyrodidae. Gene Ontology annotation, cellular component: rough endoplasmic reticulum membrane.
AAUAUUUAGGCUCAAUGAACUCACGGGGCUUAUGAAAUUGUUAAUACUUUUAAUUUAUUUUUUAUCAUUUAAAGCGUGGAAUUUUUGUGUGUGUGAAGGAUUUAAACAAUCGUUAAGUUGGAACGAGCUAAGUAUAAUGAGGAGGAGAAAUGCCGAGUGUGGCAAACUACGAAGGCCAAUAAAACGCACCAAAAUUUCUGAUGGAGUGUAUGGAAGUUUGUUGCUGUAUUUCAAAUUUGUCUUACUAUGGCUUCUUGUUAUAACCGCAGACUAUAUUUUAGAGUUUCGGUUUGAAUUCCUGUGGCCAUUCUGGCUUCUUCUAAGGAGCGUUUAUGAUUCCUUUAAAUACCAAGGCUUGGCAUUCUCAGUAUUUUUUGUGUGUAUUGCUCUCACUUCUGAUAUGAUCUGUUUCUUUUUCAUCCCUGUGCAAUGGCUUUUCUUUGCCGCCAGCACUUAUGUUUGGGUGCAGUAUGUGUGGCACACAGAAAAAGGUAUCUGUUUGCCGACUGUUGUUCUGUGGCUGUUGUUUGUGUAUAUUGAAGCUGCAGUUCGACUAAAAGAUCUGAAGCAUUUACCAUUUCACUCAGACCUCUGUAGGCCAUUUGCUGCACACUGUAUUGGCUAUCCUGUGGUGACAUUAGGUUUUGGAUUUAAAAGCUAUGUUGGCUAUAGGAUGAGACAGAAAAAGCAAAGAGAUGUUGCUAAAGCAAAUGAAUUUUAUAUGCAGCUCCUGCAACAAGCUUUACCUGCUGAGCAACAGUCAACGCUGGCUAGCAGCGCUCCCUCAGACAAGUUGAAAGUGGAAGCUGUUACUAAAGAAAUAAGUACCGGAAAUGGUAUUAUGAACAAUUCACAUCACAAUAGUCAAACACACUCUUGUUCAACUAAAAGUAGUAGUAAGAAAUCAGUAGAUAAAGUAGAUGUAGAAACGAAAAAUUCAUCCAAGAACUAUGCCCAUACAAAUGGAUCAUCUCAUCAUCACACACAAUUAGAUUUUAUUGAGAGAGUGACGAACGUGAAUGACUUCGAUCCCCAUGAUGUUGAAAAAGAUUGUGGGAAAAGUUUAAAGAAUAUAAGUAUACAAAAUUUGAAAAGCAACAAAGAUCAGUCUUCGGGUUCAAACAAGUGGACAAGCAAUCAGAAUCAUGUUAAUUCUCAGCGAGAAAAGCGUGGAAAAAUUAAUCGUGAUGACCAUGCUAACAAUUCAAAGGAUGAGUUUUGUUCGAGACUUGAAGCAGAUAUCAAAAGACUUAAGUCAGAUCUGCAGCAAAGCAGACAAACUGAGCAAGACUUACGAAGUCAGAUUAGUAAUCUGAUAGCGGGAGACAAGAAUGCACGUGUGGAGCUGUCACAGCUUAAACAAGACAAUGACGAACUCCAAUCCAAAGUACACGGACUGGUAUCGGCACGACAGUCAGAUCGCCAAAACAUAGCUAAUUUAGAACGCAAGUUGAAUGAGGAGAAGAAAUUACGGUUGCAGUGUGAAUCUCAACUAGUCGCUGAAAAGAAAGCGAAACGAGCAGAGGAGGCAGCUGCUGCUCGUGCCAUUGCUUCAAAUGCUGCUCAAAAUAACAAGUCAGAGUGUACAGAAAGCUGCCGAAAUAAACGACGAGAGCUCGAGUCUGACUCUAAACAACUAAGGAGAGAGAUAAAACUGAAAGAAGAGCGGUGCUUAGGUCUUGAAAGAGAAGUACAAACCUUGAAAGCCUACAAAGAUAAUCGUAGUGAAGUAGAAGUUCUCAUGACUGCAAUCUCAGUUUUGCAAGAUAAAAAUACUCAUCUGGAAAACAGUUUAAGUGAGGAAAAUCGAAUGAAACUAGACUUGUUUGCCGCUUUGGGUAAAGCCAACAGACAAGUUGAAAUCAGAGAUAGUAAAAUUCGAGCUCAAGAGAGAGAAAUGGAUGAGCUAAAAGGAAAAAUGGCUCAGGUCCUAGCUGUGAUGCCAUCAGAUUCUUUUGGCCCGGCGCCGUCUUCUUCUUCCAUUUCCAAACUCCGUCUUGGGGAAUCAUCUCAAUCCAAUCUUGAUCCCAAUGCCUCUGUCUACACGCCAAAAACCAAUACACAUUUAACCUCUGAAGCUUAAACUGGUGAAUCUUAGUUUGAUUGAUGCUGCAAGUAGAAAGAACAGUCGGUUUAACAAUGCCGUGUGAAUUGUCUGACUAAGAAUCGUUCAAAGCUUUGUACUUCUCCAGACUUCACUGAAAUCGUCUCAAAAUGAAGUAUGUGAGUCACAAUUUUAUUCGCAACAUCACCUAUCUCCUAUAUUUAUUUGUUUUACGAGUCUUGUGACCUCUUGUCAAUUUUUAUACUUCUUUAUCUUUUCUUUUCAGCGGCAAUGUCUGUUUUUUUCAACUUUUCUUUUUGUUUUUUCUCCCACCUGAGUAGUUACGGUUCGUCACUGCAGUCGCACAAAAAGUUAAGAUUCUGUUUUUCUAAGUAACCUGUGUAUUAAUUUUCUUGUUUGUAUCUGUUUAUUUGUAUCGUAAAUCGUAGCUGAUGUGAGGCAGUUCAUUUAUUAACAUGUAAUAUUUUAUGAAUUAGGACUGUCUCUUGACUGGUCUGAAGAGUAGCAUCGUGGAAGUCAUGGAUGCAAUAAUAGAAUGUAGGUGCUUGAAACAUAUUGCAAUGAAAACAAAGGUAACUAGUCAUAUUUUUGGCAGGAAGGACAAAAGAGGAGGCAGCGGUAAUACAUUUUCUAAUAUUAUUAAUGAAUUCUAUUUAAAUCACUAUCUUUUCUGAAAUUUUUAAAUUUUAUGAUCUGAUGGUUGGCAUAUAAUCUAUAUUGCAGUUCUCAACCUAUUUAAUGAUAACGUAAGAUUACAUCUUCAUGUCUGAAAGAAAAAUUUCUUGAGUUGUUCGUAAAGUUAUAAAUAAAAUUUUUUUGACAUCUCAGAAGACACCCAAGUGAAAAAUAAACUUGGGCAAUUCAAAUGUCUGAUUCAACUUAUUGAAUGACAUCGCUAGCAAACAUCUUAGGAUCCCUAUUCCUGAUGUAAUUAGACAGCAGAGAGCAAGUGUUAGACUCUCUAUAUUCUUCCCAUUUAGUUUUUAGUGACUUUGAUGUUGGCGAAUGAAUUAUCUACGGUGCUCUUGUCUUCCAGCCUCAUAGAAAGAAAUGAGCUUGAAGGCAGUCAGCAAGAUUGUGUAUUUGAGUAUUAUUCCAUUCAUGACUCUCCACUUUGUAACUUGUUACUAGUUCCUACUAUCCGGUAAUCAUUUAAAUGGAACUGUUUACUCACACACACACAAAUCUUCUAAUGUUCACUAGUGGUCAAGAUUUUGAUGAUUGUAUUGCUUUGUGUUUCUCCACUCUUUUCUGAUGCCCUGAGCAUCCAAAUACUCGGUUUCUUGUUUAGAUUAUCUUUUCGAACAGCAAAUCAUGCCUCAGCAAGCUUUAUAAUUGUUAAGAUCACAGGUUUUUUUGCCGCCCCCCCCCCUUCCUCCCAGGGAGUUCCACAACUUCUAAAGCCGUAUUAUUUUAAACAGAUGUUUGCUUAUUGGGUGUUUUGAUUCACUGACCUAUGUCAACCAAAAUUAGGUCUGCAAAUCGGUGGGUCUGAAUCCAUAAGUCAGCAACUGGUGGCCAAAA